UAAGCACAUACACGCAUACGUACGAUCGUUUCGUGAUCAAUUUAUUACAGAUCACGCGACGAUUAACGCAAUCUGUAAGAACGUUAACGUGGAACUAGUGCCGAAGCGUUUUAUUUAUCAGUUCUUUAGCAAUGAACAAUCUGGUGCACGCGGACGCCAUUUUCAAUAUAAGCAUUGGCCACGUCCUAACUUGAUGGCAGGAGAUUUUGGAGCCGUUAAUGUGUUCCUUCCGUCGAGUCCCGAGUAAUUGAGUACCUCGUAAAGGAAAAGCAAGUUGCACAGCGAAACAUGCCACUCAGGUUAGACAUCAAGCGGAAGCUAACCGCUAGAUCUGACAGAGUGAAGAGCGUGGAUCUCCACCCAACAGAACCAUGGAUGCUCUGUUCUCUCUACCAGGGCAAUGUCAACAUUUGGAACCACGAGACUCAAAUGUUGGUCAAGACUUUCGAAGUAUGCGACUUGCCGGUGCGUACAGCCAAAUUCGUGCCACGCAAAAAUUGGGUUGUCACUGGCUCGGAUGACAUGCUCAUCAGAGUGUUCAAUUACAACACUCUGGAGCGGGUGCAUUCCUUCGAAGCGCACAGCGAUUACGUCAGAUGCAUAGCGGUUCAUCCGACACAGCCAUUUAUAUUAACUAGUAGCGACGACAUGUUAAUCAAAUUGUGGAACUGGGAGAAGGCUUGGAUAGGGCAGCAAGUCUUCGAGGGACACACUCACUACGUCAUGCAGAUCGUGUUCAAUCCUAAAGAUAAUAAUACGUUUGCCAGUGCUUCAUUGGACAGAACAGUGAAAGUAUGGCAAUUAGGAUCCUCCACUGCCAAUUUCACGUUAGAGGGCCACGAGAAAGGCGUAAAUUGCGUAGAUUACUACCACGGCGGUGACAAACCAUACUUGAUAUCUGGAGCGGACGACAAAUACGUUAAGAUAUGGGACUACCAAAACAAAACGUGCGUGCAGACGUUAGAGGGACACACGCAGAACAUUUCGGCGGUCUGUUUCCAUCCAGAAUUACCCAUCAUUCUCACUGGCUCGGAAGACGGAACCGUCAGAAUAUGGCACGCGGGAACGUACAGAUUAGAAUCCUCUCUCAACUACGCUUUCGAAAGAGUAUGGACGAUCGCCAGUAUGCGAGGCUCGAACAACGUAGCGAUCGGCUACGACGAGGGUAGCGUUAUGGUGAAAGUUGGCAGGGAAGAGCCGGCGGUUUCCAUGGACUCGCUAGGCGGUAAAAUUGUCUGGGCCAAACACAGCGAGAUACAGCAAGUGAACCUAAAGGCUCUGGGAGAGGAAGCGCAGGAUGGAGAAAGGCUUCCUCUAGCGGUCAAAGACAUGGGUGCCUGCGAAAUUUAUCCGCAAACUAUCCAGCACAAUCCCAACGGCAGAUUUUUGGUGGUUUGUGGGGACGGAGAGUAUAUUAUUUACACAUCCAUGGCGCUGAGGAACAAGGCGUUCGGUCAGGCAUCCGAAUUCGUGUGGGCUGCUGAUUCCAGCCAGUACGCUGUCAGGGAAAGCACCACCACUGUCAAGGUCUUCAAGAACUUCAAGGAAAAGAAGAGCUUCAAACCUGAUUUCGGAGCUGACGGUAUUUUCGGGGGAUUCCUGUUGGGAGUGUCUUCAGGAUCUGGCUUGUCCUUCUUCGAUUGGGACACGCUGAAGUUAAUUCGUCGCAUAGACAUUCAGCCAACGCACGUUUAUUGGGCGGAGAACGCGUCUCUCGUGGCGUUGGCCACCUCCGAUCAAUACUUCAUCUUGAAGUACCAGGCUGACGCUGUCGCGAACGUUCCUGAGGUUUCGGAGGACAUCGAGGACGUCGAGAGCGCGUUCGAGAUGAUAGCAGAGGUGAGCGAAGUAGUGAAGACCGGCCUGUGGGUUGGCGACUGUUUCAUCUACACAAACAGCGUGAAUCGAGUAAACUACAUCGUCGGUGGCGAAGUAGUGACCGUCUCGCACUUGGACAGACCGAUGUACCUCCUCGGCUACGUCCCCAGGGAUAACAGACUCUACUUAUGCGACAAGGAGCUCUCCGUUGUCUCCUAUUCCCUGUUACUCUCCGUCUUAGAGUAUCAGACAGCCGUUAUGCGAAAGGACUUUGAGACAGCAGACAGAGUUCUACCUACGGUACCAAAGGAGCAUCGAACCAGAGUCGCGCACUUUCUGGAAAAGCAGGGUUUCAAGAAGCAAGCGUUGGCGGUUUCGACGGACCCGGAGCACAGGUUCGAGUUGGCAUUGGCGUUGAAAGAUCUCGUCACGGCUCACUCGCUCGCCAAAGAAGCUAACAGCCAGCAGAAGUGGCGGCAGCUGGCGUCUCUGGCUACGGGAAAGGGCAAGCUGUGCCUCGCGCAGGAGUGCUUGCAUCAGGCGCAGGACUUUGGAGGGCUUCUGUUGCUGGCCACCAGCACGGGAAACGCGAAUAUGAUCGAGAAACUCGGCGCGGACGCUGACAGUACCGGGAACAAUAACAUAUCGUUCUUGUCGUACUUCAUUCUCGGGGAACUCGACAAAUGCUUGGACAUUCUCGUUAAGACGGACAGGAUUCCAGAGGCUGCGUUCUUCGCGAGAACGUACGCGCCCAGCAAAAUCUCGUCGAUCGUUAAAUUGUGGAAGGAGAAGUUGUCAGCGGUGAGCGAGAAGGCUGGACAGAGCUUGGCCGAUCCUGAACAGUACGAGAACCUGUUCCCUGGUUACAGCGAGGCUUUGAGAGUCGAGCAGUUCCUGAGGGAGGAAGCCAAGAAGAAGAUUCCCGCGUCAGCUUUUCCAACGGUUCAACCCAAUACAGAACGAAAGCCAUUGGAGGAGAUGUUGGCAGCCGAGCAGGCGAAUCGAUUCACUUACAAAGCAGGCGUCAACAGCAACAGCAAACCAGAAGUAUCGACUACUGAAGAGCUGACGAAUAGGUUAAUAGAUCUGGAUAUCGAUAAGGUAAUCCCUGCGUCAACCGAAAACACAACUGCACCUCAGAAAACGACCAAGACCACAACCAGCAGUUCCAGGCCACUCACGGUGGACGACGACGACUUGGACCUCGAUCUCGAAAUUGACGAUACCAUUGACACUACCUGGUGCUUCUGAAUAACAAAGGCGUGAGUCUCGACGACGACCUCCUCGAGGAAGAUUAGCCCCUCGAUCUGGAAGGCGAGAUCAGCAACGUGCGCGCCAGACGUGCAAUUUCCAUUCUCCUUCCGUCAGUCAUUCCCCCGCGAGUCGAUCGGAGUCGUUUAGAAUCAAGUAUUACUGUUGAAGGACAUUUCUUGUGCGCGAGUGCUUUUAUCAUCAACGCAUCCAAUUAAGAAUGUACGCGCGGGCUUUAACCGCGUGACGAAGAUUAAAUAUAUUGUUAAUAUAACAGAA
Messenger RNA from Hylaeus anthracinus, 3348 nucleotides. RefSeq names its product coatomer subunit beta' (gene beta'COP). The transcript is spliced from 9 exons. Gene Ontology annotation, cellular component: COPI vesicle coat. Bases 289 to 3069 code for a protein of 926 amino acids. Lineage: Eukaryota; Metazoa; Arthropoda; Insecta; Hymenoptera; Colletidae. Gene Ontology annotation, biological process: retrograde vesicle-mediated transport, Golgi to endoplasmic reticulum; intra-Golgi vesicle-mediated transport; endoplasmic reticulum to Golgi vesicle-mediated transport. Gene Ontology annotation, molecular function: structural molecule activity; protein binding. The record is from RefSeq and is a predicted model, not a curated record.